AUGCGACAUCGGUCGCCGUUGGGGGGGAGAACUUGUGAGGCGAGAAGGAGCUGCUGGGCGUGCGGUGUGUCAGUCAUGUCAACGUUUUUUCUUCCGCGCCUUUGCUAUACUCUUGGCCGCCUUGCCGUGAUGCUGUUUGCACUGUAUCAGAUAUGUUGCGGGCCGGAUUCAUCUUGGAUGCAGGUGCAGCCACGGGGUAUCAAGGCUAUGGACUGCAAAGCGUGUACCAGACGCAUGUUGGCCGUGCCCUGUGCAAUGCAGCAUGCCCCCCCUAGACUCCGUGCGGAUCACAAACGGAGAUUCACGGCAUUUUCCGUGCAUGCUUGCUCACUUACACACAACAUGAAGCAUCAAGGGUCGUUAUGUGCAGCUACCACUAAGCUGAAGAACAACAAAGCUCCUCUCCGCACCAAGCUCGGUUGGCACCCCUCCUUCUUUUCUCCCCUUAGCCCAGCCAGGCCCAGCCAACUCGCAUCGCCGUUUCGACUUCAUCACGCGUCUUCCUUAUUAAGGGCCCACGAUGCCAUGACAAAGCCGCCGCGGCCCCCCUCCCUCACCCAUCUGCAGUCCAGUCUCAUUCCAGCCGCCGGCCCCCGUCCGCCCAACCACGCCGACGGAGGCUCACGGGCCAGACCGCAUGGCGCGCCGCGGUCGACGCGGACACGAGCUCGAAGCAACAAACGCUUCCCAAUCUCAGUGCCAGUCCACGGCCCUCGCUCGCGUUGGCCAGUGUCUGCCGACGGCGACAGCCGGAUGUGGCGGUUGAUGGUGAUGAUGAUAUGA
Purpureocillium lilacinum is the source of this 783-nucleotide messenger RNA. Lineage: Eukaryota; Fungi; Ascomycota; Sordariomycetes; Hypocreales; Ophiocordycipitaceae. The record is from RefSeq and is a predicted model, not a curated record.